AUGUCGAAUAUAACAACAACUACAAUCGCAUCAAAUACAACUACAACGUUUCCUUUGGAUUAUUAUUACUCAUUUUUUGUCAAUCCACUUGUUGUAGUUCGGUUUUAUCAAAUCGGUUAUCCUAUCACGUUUUUGCUUGGUUUCAUGGGUAACAUGUUAAGCUUAGUCACCUUUUCACGUUUAACAUUACGAAAAGUUUCAACGGGCUGUUUAUUUAUUGUCUUAGCCAUUUCCGACACAUUAUUUUUAGUGAUAAGUGUCUUCGAUUUUGUUGAAUUUGGUCUACAGAUUCCUUUCUAUCGCCAUCUGCCAUACAAUGAGUUGUGCCGGUUUCGGACAUUUAUAUCAUGUGUAUCGCAAUUCUUAUCAUCGUGGACGUUGGUAACCAUAUCAGUCGACCGAUGGAUACGUGCACGAUUUCCAUAUAAAUCUGGUUCGCUGUGUACCCCAAAAAAGGCUUUAAUAGUUGUGGGUGUUAUACUUCUCAUCGAUGUUGGUCUUUAUGCACAAGUAUUAACACCAUUGUUCGGUAUGCUCUUACCGGGGUUUUCAAUAAUUGCAUGUGGACCGAAUAUAUUUAACACAAGUUAUCUGGUAUUUUAUCUCCUUUAUUGGACGAUUGUACAGAUUCUUGUGGUCAGUCUAAUUCCGGCCACGUUGAUGAUCUUACUUCUUAUUGAUAUUUACAUCAAUGUUCAAGCACGUAAAAAAGCUGUCAUUCAACCCAACAACAUUUCUCAUGAAACUAACAAAAGUCGGCAACAGAAAACCCUUCAACGACAAAUGUUCGUUCUUAUGUUAACCAGUAUAACCAUUUUUCUGCUUACUACGCUUCCGGUAGCUAUUUACAAGAUCUUAUCACCGAGACAAAGCAACGUUUCAUCUUCAAUAAUUGCCGUUGCAAGUAUUUGGGUCGGACUUGGCUGGUUUCAAACACUCAAUUAUGCUGUGAACUUCUAUAGUCACUGUUUGACGUCAACAUUAUUCCGUAAAGAAUUUCAAUCCCAAAUUCGAUAUCUACUGGGAGAUAAGCGAGCACGAGCAAAUGCAUUGGAUUUAACAGCAACUGUGGCAGUUCGCACAGCAUUUCAUUAG
Molecule: messenger RNA, 1095 nt
Organism: Adineta ricciae
Lineage: Eukaryota; Metazoa; Rotifera; Eurotatoria; Adinetida; Adinetidae
Source: the annotation of a GenBank genome assembly